This is a messenger RNA of Pseudo-nitzschia multistriata, 1674 nucleotides long. Lineage: Eukaryota; Bacillariophyta; Bacillariophyceae; Bacillariales; Bacillariaceae. The record is from the annotation of a GenBank genome assembly.
CGGCUGCUGCUUCGGAACGAGCGAUACUCUUGAUGGACUAGCAUCUUCUGUUGGACCCAUACCGUUCUGUAUCAAGAUUGCACAUCGCAUGCCAUCCCAUGCGGUAGUUACGAGCACGUAACCGCCGAUAACUUUGAACGGAAGAACGAAACAACAGCCCGCAGUUUCUUGUUUCCGGAUCGUUCUACUCGCACAAGGUUUCCACCGAUCCCGCCUUGCACCACUGCCUCCCGUCACAACAAUUUGUUGCGUUCGUGCUAGCUAGCUAGCAAGCCACUACGGUACGGUACAUUUCUUUCGGCACGGUGCCAUCCUCGACGCAAGGMAACGCAAUAUCUACGAGGCAACACAAGAGAUCACCAGAGGAUUCGCUGGCACGGGGCCGCGCAAUUGCAACAGCGUCGGUCGGCAUGAGCACGAGCAUGAGCAUCAGCAGCACCGGCAACAACCACGCGGGAUCCCGGGCCGGUGCCGAAAGCAUCGAUGCCGCCUUUGAGUAUCACGGGGCGGGCACGGACACGGACACGGACACGGACGUGGAGGCGGCAAAAGGCACGAGCCAAACCGAUGCGUACGCGAACAGCAUCGUCAACAACGACGACAGCGUCCCUUGCGGCAGCGGAAGGAACCUCCACGCAAAUGCCAAUCCCAACGCCAAUCCCAACGCAAAUGCCAAUCCCAACGCAAAUGCCAAUCCCAACGCCAAUACCAACAGCAUCAACGACGACGCUGGCGGCAACAGUGGAAGCAACGUCCACGCGGACUACAGCAACUUUCUGCACCCGUCCCCGCACCAUCCCCACCGGCCCCACGCCGGGGGGGCCAACGUCGCCGGUGGCUUUCGGCGGCUCCACCGGGACUACCUGAGGGACCUGGAAGACGACGUGGUCCUCUCGCUUCCCUGGCCGACGCCCAGCGACCGGCUGGGGGUCUCCGAGGUCCUCCAGGGCCGGGCGGCGGCGAGGGCCAGGGCCAACAAGGUGAGCGCCUUCGUGGUGGCCUACUGGAUCGUCUCGGUCGUCGCCUGGCUGCUCUACGGGAUGGUCCUCGGGGCCGGGGACCGGAAGGGGGGCAAGGGAAGCAGCAGCAAGGAAARCACCAGCGCACACGGGAGAGCCACGGUCCUGCUCGGGGUCUCCUGCGCGGCCUCCCUCGUUGGCCUCCUCUGGGCCCACUAUUGGUACUACAAGCUCGACGGCCGCGUCCAGGCCAAGGUCCGGGCCAUCAUGGACGCCAACGGGCUGGGCUACCGGGAGGAGGCCCCCCGGCUGGCACCCUCCCCCCUCCACCGGGACGACCCGGCCCAGGCGGCCCGCUUCAAGCUCCCGGAGUUUGUCGACGUCGUCCUCCGGUCGGUGGCGGAGGAGGGGAGCGGCGAGGGCAGCGCGGGCAUCCACCGGCCCCACGACGACGACUUUUCCGCUUUGACCUUUCGGGAUUCCCUCAUCCGGUCCGUCGCCAGCGGGUCGGCCGGCAGCCAGCAACCCCACGGMCGGUUUGCUUCCGCCUUUUCGCUGCCCCGGAAGAUCUGGGGCGGCCAGCAGGCAUCCCACUAGCCCUUUCGCACGACCAAGCCACCAAGCCAAUCGUUAACUAACUACGCAACCACCACCAAGCGCUGUAGAAUACUUGUAGAUGCACCAUUCAUUGUAAAAAUAAAAYCACGGAUUUGAG